CAUCCCAGACACUAAUUCCUUUCCCAAUUGUAUUUCUCAUCAUUAACCCUUGCUCUCUACGUGAAGUACCCACACUACCGUGUUUCUUCUCUUUCUUGGUCGCCUUGUAACUUUUCUCUGUCACUGCUUCUUUUCCAUCAUCAACUUUAGUUAUUCCAUCUGGCUACCUCUGUCUGCUCAGAUCCCAACUCACCUUCUUCCCUUCCCUUCCUAUUGCAUGACAUCUUUGCCUGCAAUUUGGUCGACUCGUCUGAUCUCUAAUUCUCUAUACUCUCCAAAAUGCCUCUCCUUCCCCUGAGAUGGCUAAUAAUGCUUCUCCUCAUACUAUCAGUGUCUUCCUCAUCGCUGCCGCGGCGGAGACAAGAAGAAGAAGCUGCAGCAGCAGCAGGUGUGUGCUCAGUAGCAGAUAGAGCUGCCCUUCUGAGCUUCAAGGGCAGAAUAGUCAAGGACACAACCGACAUUCUGUCUUCAUGGACAGGCACAGACUGCUGCGCAGGAGGAUGGGAAGGUGUCGAGUGUAACCCAGCUGGGAGGGUUACGGUCUUGCAGUUGCAGAGUCCUGCAAAUAAGGGGUACAUGAUGGGCACUCUCUCCCCUUCUCUCGGCAAUCUGAAUUUCUUGGAGGUCAUGGUAAUCAGUGGCUUGAAACAAAUUACAGGUCCUAUUCCCGACACCUUCUCCAAUCUUGCUCACCUCACUCAAUUGGCUCUCGAGGACAAUUCCCUCCAAGGCAACAUUCCUUCAGGUAUAGGCCGUUUGUCCUCCCUCCGGAGCCUCACACUCGCUGGCAACCAUUUCAAGGGCAACAUUCCGCCAAGCCUAGGGGGUCUGACCAAUCUUGUACAACUCAACUUAGCAAGGAAUUUGCUCACAGGUCCAAUCCCAACAACUUUUCAAAAUUUUCAUGCUUUGCAGUAUCUGGAUCUUAGCUUCAAUGUCUUAGCUGGCCUCAUUCCAAGCUUUGUAGGGCAGCAUCUUCACAACCUUACUUUUAUAGACCUCUCCCACAACCAAUUAUAUGGCCAGAUGCCUAUAUCUAUCUUCAGAUUGCCAAACCUUUUGGACUUGUCAUUGGAUCAUAACCAACUGACGGGGAGCUUUCCAGUCCAAGUUGGCCAACUCAAAUCCCUUACGAGUCUUUCCUUGAGCAACAAUCGACUUAACGGUCAUAUUCCGGCAUCCAUUUCAAGUUUGCAGAACCUCUGGCACCUUAACUUAUCCAGAAAUGGGUUUUCAAGUCCUUUACCAGAGACUUUUGCCAGAGGCAUUCCUUCUCUGUUGUCAUUAGACCUAUCUUACAACAAUCUCAUUCUAGGGACUGUUCCGGAGUGGAUCAGAAACCGGCAACUUAGAGAUGUGCAUCUUGCUGGAUGUCAAUUGAGAGGAACCCUCCCAAGCUUCACAAAGCCCGAGUCUUUGAACUCCAUAGACUUUUCCCACAACCAAUUUACUGGUGGAAUUUCAAAGCUCAACCUCACCAGCAUGUCAAGCUUGCAGAGCCUCAAGCUCUCAAACAACCAGCUCAAGUUUAACCUUCUAGAAAUCAAAUUGCCAGACACCAUAUCUCUGGUUGAUUUUCACUCAAAUCAACUCUUUGGAUCUCUCUCGAGGAUAUUAAUUAACAGGGGAAGCAGCUUUGGCUUUUUGGAGGUUUUGGAUGUAUCAAACAAUCAAAUUUCAGGUGGCAUUCCAGAGUUGAGACAAGGACUGAAGCUCAAAGUACUCAACAUUGGAAGCAAUAAGAUUGCUGGUCACAUCCCCAAUUCAGUUUCAAACCUGAUUCAACUUGAAAGGUUGGAUCUCUCAAGGAACCAGAUAACAGGCACCAUUCCCACAAGUUUGGGUUUGUUGGGGAAACUCCAAUGGCUUGACCUGUCCAUAAAUGGACUCACCGGAAAAAUUCCAACAAGCUUAUUGGGUGUGGAAGGUCUAAAACAUGCAAGCUUCAGGGCAAAUAAGUUAUGUGGACAGAUUCCACAAGGGAGACCAUUCAACAUUUUUCCUGCAGCUGCAUAUCUCCACAAUUUGUGCUUAUGUGGCAGGCCUUUGCAACCUUGCAGAGGCAAGAAUAAAGGCCACAAGCAGAGCAGAAAGACUCCAGAAAUAGAAAUGAGCCAGUAAAAUGCUGACUCACUUGCCCAAGAUUCGCUCACAGUACCUUAGGAGCAACUUGAAAAUGAGAUAUAAGCAAGAGCUAGACA
Molecule: messenger RNA, 2201 nt
Organism: Argentina anserina (silverweed cinquefoil)
Lineage: Eukaryota; Viridiplantae; Streptophyta; Magnoliopsida; Rosales; Rosaceae
Product: LRR receptor-like serine/threonine-protein kinase GSO1
Exons: 1
Coding region: 280-2121 (613 amino acids)
Molecular function (GO): protein binding
Source: RefSeq, a predicted model, not a curated record